Molecule: messenger RNA, 1980 nt
Organism: Carassius gibelio (silver crucian carp)
Lineage: Eukaryota; Metazoa; Chordata; Actinopteri; Cypriniformes; Cyprinidae
Product: peroxisomal biogenesis factor 19-like
Exons: 8
Coding region: 26-946 (306 amino acids)
Biological process (GO): protein import into peroxisome membrane
Cellular component (GO): peroxisomal membrane; peroxisome
Source: RefSeq, a predicted model, not a curated record
UGAGGAGGGCAGUAAUACGCCGGUGAUGCGUCUAUGCUGCCGCAAAUUCAAAAGAAGAAGAAGAAGGUGCAUUUCGUCAUUGAGAAGCAAGAUGGCGUCAGCAUCAGAACAUCAGGGUGCUCCAGACAGCGAACUGGACGAAUUAUUAGACAGUGCUCUUGAUGAUUUUGACAAGACCAGUGUGCCUCCUGUGGCCCCCACUACCCCUGGUCCAGGAACGACGAGUGAUCAGAAGCCUCCUCUGCUGGAUGACAGUAAGAUCUUCGAGACUCUCUUUGAUGGUGAGAUGGCCAAUCAAGCACGUGAGGAGUGGGAGAAAGCCAUGGCCGAGUUAGCGCAAGAAGAACCUCAGCUUCUACAGCAUUUUCAUAAGCUGUCUGAGGCAGCAGGUAAAGUAGGCACAGAUGUAGCUUCACAACAAGAGUUCACCUCCUGUCUUAAGGAGACCCUUGGUGGUUUGGCGAAAAACGCAGACAACCUCCAGAAUGCAGGACUGGCUGGAGAUGAUCUGGUAAAGACCUUGGAGAACCUGGGAUUGAAUGAAAAUGGGGAGGGAGGAGAUGAUGGAAAUAUUCUCCCAAUUAUGCAGUCCAUUAUGCAGAACCUUUUAUCCAAAGAAGUUCUAUACCCUUCUCUUAAAGAGAUAACGGAGAAGUACCCUGAAUGGUUGGAGAGCAACAAGCAAUCUCUUCCCACAGACCAGUUCAUGCGGUAUGAGCAACAGUACAAACUAAUGGGAGAAAUAUGCAGCCAAUUUGAGAACGAUGGAGACAAAGACAGCACGUUUGAAAACAUUCUUGAACUCAUGCAGAAGCUGCAAGACUUGGGUCAACCGCCAAAAGAGCUUGCUGGAGAGGCACCUCCUGGCUUGAAUUUUGACCCAGAAUCUCUGCAAUUUCCUGGAGUGCAAGGAGUCCCAGGACCAGAGCAGUGCUCAAUCAUGUGAUCUCAAUGAGGUCAAAUCAAUGUACAUUUGAAAACGAUACAAUUUGGAGCUAAUUAUCUGAACCUGAGUUGGACACAGUUGAUCAUGCUCCCCUUUUAAUGGAGUUUGCUUUUGUGUCUGCACUGAAACUGUGAACGUUCACUACAUUAAUUUUACUUCGUAGUUCUUGUCCACAGAGGUCCUUUCCAUAUUUAUCCUUAUUCCGUUCACUGUCCUCACUGUGCGUUUUGAGUGAAGCUUGAUAUCUCAGUGUGCUGACAGCUUGGUUUUCAGAAUUUUGUGAAGGUUUUACAGUUUUACUUCAAGCACAUUUGACAGGUGUCACAGUGAAUUGUGUUUUGUGUAAGUAGAGACAAAUGGACAGGAAAGGUAUUUACAGAUUGAUUGGUUUAAUUUUAUUUGUAAAUCUCAGAAGAAUGGUCUGGGUCAACAAAUAGCUUCCAUCAGAUUGAUGAAAUUAUUUUAAUAUACAGCGUAAUGUCCAUUUAUUCUCACACUAUAUCAUGUAUGCUAUUUCUGUGAUCUGACAACUAAUCUGUGACCAAAACGCAUCUCUCAGAUCCAGCAUUUUCAAAAAACUAACUGCAGACAGUUCUGUGUGAUGUGUUAAAUCCCAGGAUACCUCAAAAGUAGGUUAAAGUUUGCAGCCGUUACAUUUGAGGGGAUGUUUACAUGGUUCUUUUAUGCAAACAUGUUUGAGUGGAUGGAAAUGGGAUUCUUUCACAGGAUCAAAUGUGGAGUUGGUUAUCAGUUUGCUUUCUUUACAUGUGGCAUGAGCUCUAUCGUAGUAUGAUAUUAUGUGGCCAAAAUAAAGAUUAUGAUAAGGAUAGGAUGGCCAUGCAGAUGAGCCGGACAAAAAUAUGUAAUGGUUACAACACUCAGGGGUUGCUCAAACACAAAGCACUUAAAUCAGCUCAUCAAUAUUCUUUGUACUGUAAAAUGUUCCAUUAAAUGUGCAGUUCAUUGGUCUUGUCAUACCACACUGUAUGGAAUUGCAAUUCUCUAAAAUCGAAAUAAAUGUUAUGAACUUACAA